Messenger RNA from Talaromyces rugulosus, 1113 nucleotides. RefSeq lists its product as uncharacterized. Lineage: Eukaryota; Fungi; Ascomycota; Eurotiomycetes; Eurotiales; Trichocomaceae. The record is from RefSeq and is a predicted model, not a curated record. The transcript has a single exon. Gene Ontology annotation, molecular function: hydrolase activity. Bases 1 to 1113 code for a protein of 370 amino acids.
AUGGCCAUAGAAUCAUUCGGCUCGACGCAGUCGGCAGCUGGUUACGUAGAACCAGCGAGACAGAAAACCACCGCCGAAGACCUGCCACCUCUUCCGAAGAAGCAGUCGUCACUCUUGCACAGGAUCAAUUGUUUUGUUAGACUAUGGCUCCUCAAAUCCAUCGCCAGGACUUUUUUCAUCGUCGCUCGGUUUUUCUUUCGUCCCAAUGCUAUAAACCGUCCCACACUGACCAAAAGAUAUCCGUGUCGACCGAAUUUGGAAACCCGAAUUUUUUUUCCUCCGGAUUAUUAUGCGAAAAGCACUCCGGGCUUAUUACCGCUCUACGUGGACAUUCAUGGCGGCGGCUUUGCUUUUUGUGACGCGCAGUUUGAUGACCGAUUCUGUGUGUCCUGGGCUAAAAGAACUGGGAUGCUAGUGGUGAGCUUGAAUUAUCGCAAAGCUCCUCUACACCCUUUCCCCACGGCUACUUAUGACAUCGCCGCCGUUGUUACAGCCGUUUUGGAAGAUGAACUGCUACCAAUCGAUAAAUCCAGAGUAGCUAUUGGCGGCUUCAGCGCAGGGGGAAACCUGGCACUUUCAGCGGCACAGUUGCCAGGCCUCAAGGGAAUCAUCAAAGCAACGGUGGCAUACUAUCCUGUUGUGGACUUUGGGUACCCAGCAAACGUGAAGUUGGCCGCGAGGCCGUACACCGAUGGCCCAAGAGAUGCGCUGGAGCAUUCCGCGUGGUUUUUCGAUUGGGGAUACGUCUCUCCCGGACAGAAUCGGCGGGACCCACUGUUGAGCCCUUGCUAUGCAAAACCGGAAGAUCUUCCUCCUUGGAUCUACAUAAUUGGGGCACAAUGGGAUAUGCUGAGAUUGGAAGCACAGCUCAUGAUGCACCGCUUGGCUGGGUUGGACGAUCGAGUGGAACAGUUGAAAACUAGUUUUGAGAAAGGAAACUACAAAUGGACACUGGCCACGGGCUGCUCCCAUGGCUUUACACACGGCCUUGGAGAUUUGGGAGAUGUUGCAGUGCCGAAAGAAAAGCGCGAGAAAAUAUACCAAGAGGCGCACGACUGGUUAAAGAAAAGUGUCCUCAGUGUUGCUAGUACAAAGGAAGUCGAGCGGACAUAA